UAUUAAUACUCUAACAGGUAUGAAGAUUCUAUUCUUUCUCUUUCUUCUGCUCUUUUCUUGGUACCAUUUCUGGAAGUCGCCUUUAAAACUUUGCUUGAGCUUCCUGCUUAGUGAGAGGCAUGAAUUCCUUCUGUUGCUUCAUUCAUGUUUGCUUUCAGAGUACAAUAAUCUCCCGAGGGAGUUUUCUAAGAGACUUUGAGGUAUUAAAAGACAUCCUGGUGUUUGCUAUCUUUCAGCACUGCGGGCUACUUGCGAUUAGUUUGGAAUUCUUAAAAUGUGGCUCAGUAUUUGAGCUUGCUUUUUAUGCCUUAAAUCUGAGUUUGGAGACCGAUGAACAGAAGUGUGCCUUUGAGUUUGAUUCACCUGAUAUUACGUUUAUGUAUUGACAUAGAGUUGACAAAAUUCAAAACUGCUGGUGUAGAAAUUGCCAAAAGUGGAAAUGGAAGUAAGUGACACAAGACAGGAUACACAAUCUCACAACUGUAAGAAUCGAUGCAGGCCUUUAGGCAGUGAGGCAUUGCCAGAAGGAAUUGUUGCCAAAACUUCGAACUUGGAGAUGCGCCCUUUGUGGGGUCCUGUGGCAGAAAAGAGCAAUUCAAAGCGUUCAAUGAAUCUGUUGGCCAUUGCAGUUGGAAUAAAGCAAAAAGAAAUAGUAAAGCAAAUUGUUAGUAAGUUUCUGGAAAAUGACUUUGUUGUGAUGCUUUUUCAUUAUGAUGGAGUUGUGGAUAAAUGGAGCGAUUUCGGGUGGAGUGAACGCGUCGUCAUACAUGUUUCUGCCAUAAAUCAAACAAAAUGGUGGUUCGCCAAGCGGUUUUUGCAUCCAGACAUAGUUGCCAAUUAUGAUUACAUUUUUUUGUGGGAUGAGGACCUUGGAGUUGAAAAUUUUCACCCAAGAAGGUAUCUAUCUAUUGUUAAAGCUGAAGGUCUUGAAAUAUCACAGCCGGCUCUUGAUCCUGAUAAAUCAGAAUUACAUCAUCAAAUUACUGCACGUUGGAGGAAAUCAAGAGUGCACAGGAGGUUCUAUAAGUUAAAAGGAGGCGGAAGGUGUGAUAACAACAGCACAGAUCCUCCUUGCACAGGUUGGGUGGAAAUGAUGGCUCCUGUGUUCUCAAGAAAAGCCUGGCGUUGUGCAUGGUAUAUGAUCCAGAAUGACUUGAUUCAUGCAUGGGGUCUGGAUAUGCAGCUUGGUUACUGUGCACAGGGUGAUCGGAUAAAAAAUGUUGGCGUAGUUGAUGCUGAGUAUAUAGUUCAUAUGGGGCUUCCUACACUCGGAUUUUCAGAUGGAAACAAGUUGAGUCAUGGAUCACCUGAAUAUUCCUUGCAAACAAAGCACUUGUCAGAUUCAGAACAACUGGCAACUUCUGGGCUCUAUAAAGUUGAUAAUAGAUCUGCAGUGAGGAGACAGUCCUAUAUUGAAAUGAAGAUUUUCAAGAAUAGAUGGAGUAGAGCAGUUAAGGAAGACAAAUGUUUUGUCGAUCCAUAUCAACAACCUGCAGUACAUUACAGGCGUUAGCAUACCUAUUUUCUAGAACCCUGUCAACUAAGCGAAAGUGCAUGGUUGACGGUAUCCUUUUUUAUUCAUACUCACCAACAGAAAUCACAAACAAAUUGCCCUACAUUCAAUUUUAUGACCAAUGUGAAAGAAAUCAUAGCAGUCUUGAAGAGCCUUGGGUACCAAAUCAGUGAGUGAUGCUGUACAGAUGAUGCUGCACCUGUUGUGCUCAAGCUAGGAAUGGUCAAUUCAGAUAUUUUUUUUUUUGGGUACGAGUUAUGAUCAUAUCAUUGAUUUCUUGGAAUUACUGGAAGCUUUUUUUGCUCUACAAAUAAGAAAAUUUGCAACCCAUUGGUAAAGCUGAAAACCCAUAGUAAAUCGAUUACUUUUUUUUUUUUUUGGGUCAAAUCGAUUUUUUAUUAUCAGUUUAUGUACUCUCUUGGUCAAC
This is a messenger RNA of Ilex paraguariensis (yerba mate), 1940 nucleotides long. Lineage: Eukaryota; Viridiplantae; Streptophyta; Magnoliopsida; Aquifoliales; Aquifoliaceae. The record is from the annotation of a GenBank genome assembly.